Molecule: messenger RNA, 1557 nt
Organism: Penicillium longicatenatum
Lineage: Eukaryota; Fungi; Ascomycota; Eurotiomycetes; Eurotiales; Aspergillaceae
Product: cytochrome P450
Exons: 5
Biological process (GO): sterol metabolic process
Molecular function (GO): oxidoreductase activity, acting on paired donors, with incorporation or reduction of molecular oxygen; heme binding; iron ion binding
Source: RefSeq, a predicted model, not a curated record
UCGGCCUGUGUCUCAAUCAAUACCCGGGAACUCAUUAUCCUAGCUGCUACAGCCUUCUUCCUACUCGCCCUUUCCUGUCCACCUUUAUUGAGGAAUGGGAGAUUGUUCCGAAGCUACAACCAUGACAAAGAGCCUCCGAAUAUCAAACUGUCAGAAGCAAACACGGUUAGAUCAUUUUACAGGAAGCGUGUCGACUUUCUAAGAGACGGCUUUAAACAGACAGGAUCAUGGGCGUUUCAGUUUAACUUGCUCAGGAAUCGGGUUAUAGCCGUUUCUGGGGAAGAAGGGCGAAAAAUACUUUUGCGAGAGUCAGGACUUGAUCUCUAUGAAGGAUUCCAGAUUGUUCUCAAGUCUAUUCCUAAGGGCUUCGAUCAUCAGCAAGUCAAUUCAUUUUAUAAGCACCUCUUGUAUCUCCAGAAAUCCGAUAGCCUGAGCUUUAGUGGGUCUACAGCCUUCGCCAGGAAAGUGAAUAUCUUUUGUUCUAAUGCAUGUAUAGUGAUACCCUACCUUCUCUCUGAUUGUCAGCGCAAGAUAGACACUUGGGGUGGUCAAGGUCUAUUGAAUCCCAAUUUGGCCAUCUAUGAUGUGGGUCAUUACUUCUUGAUUACGUUUGUCAUGGUUAUGCGGGCCCUCACUUCGUUCGAUAUCACCGACGACUUGGCCCUUCUGUCUCGCCUACAGGGGUGGUUCGAUGUUCUUGAUUCCUCUACCGAGCCAUUCUCGGUUCUUUUUCCAUGGAUUUAUGGUCCUGCUUCGAUCCGAAGACUGUGGGCUGCAACAAACCUCUACUUAACAUUCAAAAGAUUUAUUCGCAAGAGAAUGAACGGUGGAACUACAAGACCGGAUGCGCUUCAGAAGCUCAUAGACAGCAACCACACUGAAGAAUAUAUGACCAGGUUCAUGAUGGCUCUUCCUUUGGCAGGGGCUCGUUCCACGGGAACAAUUGGGAAAUGGCUCAUCAUGUUUCUCUCAUCUGACCCAACAUGGGCUUUGGCUGUUCGCCAAGAAGUCGAAGGCCUUCUUUCAACCUACAAUAUCUCUCUACCACACAAUCCGUCCCACAAAGACUUCACCAACGCACUAUCCCAAAUUCUUCUCACAGCCUGGGAAACCAAAAUGCCUUCUCUUGACCUCUGCAUCCGUGAGACAAUGCGAAUUGCCCAACCUCACACAGCCCUUCGCAAAAACAUAGGUCCGGACCUUGUUGCUGGGGACUACACGAUUCCUUCCGGAGCGUUUGUUGUUUAUUCAUUCUUGGAUACAACUAUGAAUCCUUCGCACUAUGCCGACCCAACUCGCUGGGACCCCUCUCGGCUACUUCACAACGACGUACCAUCUAUAGGGUGGGGGAUGGGCAAUCAUCUUUGCAAAGGGCAGAGACUUGCCUUGUUGACGAUGAAGCUUUUGACUUCUUCUUUGCUUCUAAGGUUCGACUUGUCCAUGGUUGAUGAGCAACUUGAAAGGAUGCAGGUACCACCCGUGCCGAAUUAUAACGACCAGCUUACUUGUCAGCCCAAGGAUAUUUGCAGCAUCAAAUUUACUGAAAGAAUAUCAUGA